CUAUGACGUUCUCCGAGCACAGGAAGUAGAGCUAUCAGCUGAUCCCGCUGGCUGUUGUUGAUGUCUGAAGUUGCUGUUGUCGCUGCGUCUCUCUCUCAUCGGCCCCUCGACAUUAACGGACUCGGUGACACGCUGAGGAACGGACACGGCAGCGGCCAUUUACCGGCCAAAGGGACGCGUCACGUCGUGUGGAAGUCUGAACGUGCGUCCCCGGCGGGCAGCAGCGAAGCUAGCUCCUGAGCUGAAGGGAGAAAAACAGCAGCGACAGCACACGCCGUCUCUUUGUUUCAAUCCCAAGCAGGAUAAUAACUUUCUCGCGCUUGACUCAAGUAUUUCUGUUUGCAUAUCCGUUAUUUAUUUUUAUAGUUAUAAUUAAUAACCAGGACACCGUCACGGGCAGCUAAUUGGUUGGCUAACGUUAGCUUGCAGUGCAGAUUAAAAACAUUUUUAGAUCUUUUCCCCCCUUUCGUAACCGCCCGACAUUCACAGAUACGAGACAUAGCGGCUGUAUUGGAAAGAGAAUAAUCAUCAGAGUUGAUAUGCGUUUAUUUUCCACUGUACCAUCUGUUGUACCGCUCCAGAACAAGUUGAACUGAUCUCUGCUCUGCAGCGUGUCAGGUUGUCUUUAUUGAUUUUUAGAGUUCAUAAACAAACUGUUGGUUGACUGACAGCUUCGUCUUGUGUGUUUUAGGUUUGCUGGCAGGUUGCGUCAUUUGUUUAUCAGCAAGUUGUCAGUCCGUGCUGGAUAUUUCUGCUAUUUUUAUGUUUUGAACCGUUUUUCCAUAGGUAGAAAAAUCUUAAACACUUUUAUACCUCUUCUUUGUAGCUGAUUUACAACCCCGGACAAAUAUCAUGAGAUAAGGAAGGACCCGCUUUGAUGCUCAUGAAUUUGGUAGCUUUACGUGAAAAAAGUUGAUAGUUAUGAUUUAAAAUAGGACGCUGAACGUGCAUUGAGAAGUCGCUGUGAUCAGGAAGAGCCAGCAGAAACAGAGGCAGGGUCCCACAGAGUCUUGAGGUGAGGUGAGCUGCCCCCACACUACUUGCCAAUGCUGGAUCUGGAGGUGGUGCCUGAGAGAUCACUAGGAAAUGAGCAAUGGGAAUUCGCCUUAGGGAUGCCAUUUUCCCAGGCCAUCUCUAUCCUCCAGAAACACUGCCGUAUAAUCAAAAAUGUCCAGGUGCUAUACAGCGAACAGACACCACUCAGCCACGACCUCAUACUGAACCUGACUCAGGAUGGGAUUAAACUUCUGUUUGACGCCACAAAUCAGAGACUCAAGGUGAUUGAAGUGUACGACCUCAGCAAAGUCAAGUUGAAGUACUGUGGAGUCCAUUUCAACUCUCAGGCCAUCGUCCCCACAAUAGAGCAAAUAGACCAGUCAUUUGGAGCGACUCACCCUGGAGUUUAUAAUGCUGCAGAGCAAUUGUUCCAUCUCAACUUUCGAGGACUUUCCUUCUCCUUUCAACUGGAUUCGUGGAAUGAAGCUCCAAAAUACGAGAUUCCACAUGGAGCCAUGGUCAAGAGGAUGCACAUCUACACUGGCAACAACCUCCAAGAAACAAAAGCUCCUGCGAUGCCGUUGGCUUGUUUCAUGGGCAACAUCUUUGCAGAGUGUGUCGAUGUCCUGAGGGAUGGGGCGGGUCCUCUGGGGCUCAAGCUCCGCCUUCUCACAGCAGGUUCUGGACUCGGUGUGAUGGCUGACGCUAAGGUCCGGUACCUGGAGCGGAGCAUCUUCUUUGGAGACUCCUGUCAGGACGUUCUGGGCGCUUUGGGCUCGCCGCAUAAAGUCUUCUACAAAUCUGAGGACAAGAUGAAGAUCCACUCUCCGUCUCCUCACAAGCAGGUUCCCUCUAAAUGUAACGACUACUUCUUCAACUACUUCACCCUCGGAGUGGACAUCCUGUUUGACUCGACGACCCACCUGGUUAAGAAGUUUGUCCUCCAUACGAACUUCCCUGGGCAUUACAACUUUAAUAUAUACCAUCGAUGUGACUUUAAGAUCCCGCUGGUCAUCAAAAAAGAAGGAGCAGACUCUCAGACGGAGGAUUGCAUCUUAACCACCUACAGCAAGUGGGAUCAGAUUCAGGAGCUUCUGGGCCAUCCGAUGGAAAAACCCGUCGUCCUUCACAGGUCUUCAUCAGCCAACAACACAAACCCGUUCGGUUCCACUUUCUGCUUCGGACUACAGAGGAUGAUUUUUGAGGUGAUGCAGAACAACCACAUAGCAUCAGUCACCCUCUAUGGAGCUCCCAGGACCACCAGUCAAGCCCGACCCGAGUCCAGCACUAGUUCCCACUGAACCAGAACCACGCCCCAUUCUGGCCGACCCAAACAACAGCUCUUCUGCUGACUGCAUUGGAACCGAAACCAGAUUUUUAUUUUUUUUUUACCUGAGCAGGCCUGAAAGAAUCACUACAACCUGGCUGAGGUGCUUCAGAGUGAACGAGUCGACGGUGAAACCAGACCUGCUGCCUCCUGUUUGGUACCAGCACCCGGGGUUCUGUUGGUACCAAACAUGCCCCGUCCUGCGGGGACCCGGUCCUGCUGCGGGAGCGGCUCGCAUGCUUCGAAAAGAAAGCUAUAAAAUGUGCAUCCUGUGAACCUCAGAGACCGUUCUGCUGCCUGUACAGUCAGAGACGCUUCAUGCCAUCGUGAGGUGACGCAUUCGGGUUCAUCAACGCUGCAGGAAAACAUAAAACUAAUAAAACUUCAUCAGCCAACCACACUGCCAUCCCGGUCAGUCCUGCUCGUCUUCCUGCUUCAAGACCGCUCCGAACUGGGCCCAGCCAAACCCGUCCACUCCUGCACCAUGAGCCCAGACACACUUCAAGCUAAGCACCCAUUUCUGUUUUAAAUCACAAGACCCAGCCUGACCCGAUCCAAACAGCUCCAUCUUCCCUCACCAAACACUUCCUUAACCCAGCUGAGUCGGUUCUGUCCCAUCAUUUCAACCCCGACCCGUUUCUGAUGAGCGGCGGCCGGUUCAGACGGUUCAAGCUCAACCUGCAUGACUCUGAAC
Molecule: messenger RNA, 3017 nt
Organism: Poecilia latipinna (sailfin molly)
Lineage: Eukaryota; Metazoa; Chordata; Actinopteri; Cyprinodontiformes; Poeciliidae
Gene: phaf1
Product: phagosome assembly factor 1
Exons: 16
Coding region: 1047-2297 (416 amino acids)
Biological process (GO): Golgi to plasma membrane protein transport
Cellular component (GO): dendrite; trans-Golgi network; synaptic vesicle membrane
Source: RefSeq, a predicted model, not a curated record